AUGUUAAAUGGGAGGCAUGUGAGUAGUUUGAACAAGUUUAUCAAGAUCUCCUGGUGCUUGUAAUCUGAUUUGUUUCACAAAGGUCUUCCUUGUGUGUGUGUGUGUGUGUGUGUGUGUGUGUGUGUGAGAGAGAGAGAGAGAGAGAGCCUUAUUGAUGUCACAAGAUAUUUAAUGGAACAGAGUUAUAAAGUUCAGUCCUGCUUCACUCACUCAGUUUAGGGACUAAAGGAGAAGUGAGCAGGACUUCAGAGUUUCCUGGAAAAUAAAAAGUCUUGAAGUGGAGGUUCAGAGCUGAGUAAACACGUGAGUAAACCCAAGCUGAAGGUGUGUGUGUGUGUGUGUGUGUGUGUGUGAGGCAGAGAGAGAGCAUGUGUGGGUAAAACACAUCUCUGGGAUUCAUCUUCCAUCAGCGUGAAAUCAACUGGAGCUCAUCAUGGUUCGCUCAUCGGUCGCUGGAGUAACCUUGCUCGUGCUGGUUUCCAUGGCGACGCCAGACUUGGUGUGUGGGGGCCAAGAGAGAGGCAAGGACUCACGACUCACACACACUCAUUUCGCACAUAAUCAGUAUUACACGCCUCAGACUGGAGGAGUGAGGAGCAUGACUUUCCAAAAGACACCACGUAAUGACAUAUUGGAGAAUAAUCACUACAGUGUGCAGAUUUCUGAGGCUGAAUUAGGUGACGUAAACCCUCGGCCUGAAAAUAAACCUGCGAUUAGAAUUCCUAACUCUGCUCAGUUGCAUAUGGAACUCUCAGAUGAUAACGAGUGUAAUGACAUUAAGUGUAAUGACUAUGUAAGUGAUGGAAAAGGUCGAUCUGGUGUGGAGUUUAACAGAGUCACGUGGGAUGAAGUGUCAGAUGUUACGCCGAAGUCCACUGAAGUCCCUGCCGUGCACACACACACUGAAGGCCCUGCCGUGCACACACACACUGAAGGCCCUGCCGUGCACACACACACUGAAGGCCCUGUCGUGCACACACACUCCGGUCCGGUUCGUGGACUGACGCUGGAAAAAGCUCAUGUGUUUUAUGGGAUUCCGUACGCAGCCCCGCCAGUGGGCCCAAAACGGUGGGCCGCUCCUGAACCCGUGUCUCAGUGGACGAAGCCGUAUGACGCCACGUUCCCUCGGCCGGCGUGCAUGCAGGCUUGUGCGGGGGAAUUCUCUGAAGAGUGUCCUCCUAAGGUGAGUGAGGACUGUCUGUACCUGAACGUGUAUGUUCCUGUGAGUGUGGAUCUCUCAGAGAAGACCGCUGCUCAGCUUCCUGUCAUGGUGUGGAUCCACGGAGGUGACUUCAUCGCAGGCUCCGCCUCCAAACCACUGUACGACGGACGCUUCAUCAGUAACUAUAGCAACACUGUGGUGGUAAACAUGGAGUAUCGCCUGGGAGCUUUUGGGUUCCUGGUGACGGGAAAAGAUCCUGAGAGAUCUGCAGUGGGAAAUUACGGAAUUCUGGAUCAGCAGGCGGCACUACGCUGGGUCCAAAAGAACAUCGCCGCAUUUGGUGGAGACCCAGUGAAGGUGACUCUGUUUGGCGAGAGUGCUGGUGCUCAGUCAGUGUGUUUACACCUGAUGAUGCAGAGCAGCGAAACUCUGUUCAGACACGCUACCAUACAGAGUCAGCCUUUCUCCAUCCCCCUCAAAACCAGGUGGGAUGCCAUGAAGUUGGGCAGGAACUUUCUGAUACAUACGACUUGCUCAGCGUCUGACAUGCAGUGUCUCCGCUCCCUCAGCACACACACCGUCCUGCAGGCCCAGGUUCAAGCAGGUUCUAAAAUCAUCAACCCGUUCCGCUUCCUGGAGGUGUUUGAGACGUGGGGGCCGUAUGUGGAUGGAGAACUGAUCACGGAGCAGCCGAUUGCAGCUUUCCAGAAGGGUCACUGGCAGAGUUAUAAACCUGUUAUAAUGGGAACUACAUCUGAAGAAGGCGUGAUCUUUGUAUAUGGAGCUUUCAAUGGCUCAGUGUCAGUGCUGGAGUGUAUAGUCUACACCACCGCCAUCUUCAAGCAGCACACACUCAAAGUCCUACAGAAAUACCUUCCCGUCUACCAUAAAGUGGACAAACGGACGAUGCUGUCUCAGAUCGUCACGGAUUUCGUCUUCCUGUGUCCGGCGCGAUGCUCCGCUCGUGCAGCGCUGAGUAUGGGCGGAGCCGUGUGGAUGUAUGUAUUUGACCACGCCCCUUCGGAUCACAAAAUAUGGGCGGGGCUGACUUUCUGUUACGAUCACGCCUGCCAUGGGGCGGAGCUCCCGUUCCUGUUCGACUCGGCUCCUGUGGCGAACUUCAGCUUCACGGCUCGGGAGAGUCGCCUGGCCAAUCAGAUGGUGUGUUACUGGGGGGCAUUCGCUCACUCCGGAGAUCCGAACUCUCACAGAGAACACACAUCUUUCUGCAGGAACCAGAGGCUCGCACCGUGGCCCAAAUACACGCCUGCUCGGGGAUGGCCAGUUCUGAACUUAACUCUGCAGUCUCACCUUCAGCGCGGAAACAGAGAUCAUUUCUGUGACUUCUGGGAUCGUCUGGAUAUUUACUGACGGAGGAAGUGACGCAAUAA
Molecule: messenger RNA, 2553 nt
Organism: Pangasianodon hypophthalmus (striped catfish)
Lineage: Eukaryota; Metazoa; Chordata; Actinopteri; Siluriformes; Pangasiidae
Product: cAMP-regulated D2 protein
Exons: 8
Coding region: 434-2533 (699 amino acids)
Molecular function (GO): cholinesterase activity
Source: RefSeq, a predicted model, not a curated record